UUUGGGCCCUCCCCCCAACUUAUGAUUUUAUAGCCAAUAGGUGAUGAGGUUUAUUUGCAUAUUUCCUGUCACUUAAGCAGCCGUGGAGUGGAAACAGUGUCAGACUCGAUUCCUCUUUCCCGGAGGAAACCUGCCGCUUCUAGCUGCCUGGCUCUGCCCUUCGAAAGGCAACUUGACCCGCUCGGAACCGAAGCUCCUCCAGCCGCAUCCCGCCUCCGGCUCCGGGUCCAUCAGUCUGUCCUCCCCCGCCCGUGCCCUGUAGUUCCUGCGGAGGAACGAACUCAGAUGGAGAGCAAAGCGCUGCUCCUGGUGGCUCUGGGCGUCUGGCUCCAGAGUCUGACCGCCUCCCGCGGAGGGGUGGCCGCCGACAAUAUAGGAGAAAGAGAUUUUACAGACAUUGAGAGUAAAUUUGCUCUAAGGACCCCUGAAGACACAGCUGAGGACACUUGCCACAUCAUUCCUGGAGUGACAGAGUCUGUGGCUAACUGCCACUUCAACCACAGCAGCAAAACCUUCGUGGUGAUCCAUGGCUGGACGGUGACGGGAAUGUAUGAGAGCUGGGUGCCCAAACUCGUGGCUGCCCUGUACAAGAGGGAGCCGGACUCCAACGUCAUCGUGGUGGACUGGCUGUGGCGGGCCCAGCAGCACUACCCAGUGUCUGCGGGCUACACCAAGCUGGUGGGGAAGGAUGUGGCCACGUUUAUCAACUGGAUGGCGGAGGAAUUUAACUACCCUCUGGAUAAUGUCCAUCUCUUGGGAUACAGCCUGGGGGCCCACGCUGCUGGCGUUGCAGGAAGUCUGACCAAUAAGAAGGUCAACAGAAUUACGGGCCUAGAUCCAGCCGGACCUAACUUUGAAUACGCAGAAGCUCCAAGUCGCCUUUCUCCCGAUGAUGCGGAUUUUGUAGACGUCUUACACACAUUCACCAGAGGGUCACCUGGCCGAAGUAUUGGAAUCCAGAAACCAGUAGGGCAUGUUGACAUUUACCCGAAUGGAGGCACGUUUCAACCAGGCUGUAACAUUGGGGAAGCUAUCCGUGUGAUUGCAGAGAGAGGCCUUGGAGAUGUGGAUCAGCUGGUGAAGUGUUCCCACGAACGCUCCAUUCAUCUCUUCAUUGACUCUCUGCUGAAUGAGGAAAACCCCAGUAAGGCCUACCGGUGCAAUUCAAAGGAAGCCUUUGAGAAAGGGCUCUGCCUGAGUUGCAGAAAGAACCGUUGCAACAACGUGGGCUAUGAGAUCAACAAGGUCAGAGCCAAGAGAAGCAGCAAAAUGUACCUGAAGACUCGUUCUCAAAUGCCUUACAAAGUCUUCCAUUACCAAGUAAAGAUACAUUUUUCUGGAGCUGAGAGUGACACACAGACCAACCAGGCCUUCGAGAUCUCUCUGUACGGCACCGUGGCCGAGAGUGAGCACAUCCCCUUCACCCUGCCUGAAAUUUCCACGAAUAAGACGUACUCUUUCCUCAUUUACACGGAGGUGGACAUCGGAGAACUGCUGAUGUUGAAGCUCAAAUGGAAUAGCGACUCAUACUUCAGCUGGUCCGACUGGUGGAGCAGCCCUGGCUUUGCCAUUGAGAAGAUCAGAGUGAAAGCAGGAGAGACUCAAAAGAAGGUGAUCUUCUGUUCCAGGGAGAAAGUGUCUCGUCUGCAGAAAGGAAAGUCAUCUGUGGUAUUUGUGAAAUGCCACGACAAGUCUCUGACUAAAAAGUCUAACUGAAUCUGCAGAAGGAAGAACAGCACACGAAUUCUGUGAAGAAUGAAGUAACUUUUACAAGAGACGCCCAGAGCGUUGGGUGGUUAAAAGUGAAAUUUCCUGAGUAUUAAUCCCAGCUAUCCUUGUUAGUUAUCAUAAGAGACAGUCUCAAAUACUAAAAAGUGGCUAAUUUAAAUUGAGGAGUACAGUGGCCAAAUAGCACAUCUUGCAACAUUAAAAACCAAAACAAAAACACAGCAGAUAGGAACAGCACUGCAUUUUACCCUUUGAGAAAGAAAUAAGAAUUUUUGGGGCUUGUGGUCAAAUAAUAAAGCUUCUUUAUGUAGUGACUUUAGUCAUAGCCUACAAAUAAUUAGAACCUCAUAUUUUAGCUGGAAUUCUGCAUUUUCGGGAGCCAUACAUUCUCAAAGUUUACUCCAAGCCUGAAUAGAAAAUAAUUUUUUAUGGCCUGAGUGGGACUUAUUCCUUACCGGUCAAACACCUGCCUUUUUUGGAAUGGCUCCCCUCUUGCCAUUGGAUGCAGCCCAGGAGUUAACCAGGAACCAGUGACUGGAGGGAGGAGUGGAGAACGGAAUUGACUGAACCUUUAACACUUCCUGUGGUUGGUUGCAUCAUAACUGUUACAAAUUAAAGGAGAUAUAAAAUUUAGAACAAUCAAGUCUUAAAA
This is a messenger RNA of Myotis brandtii (Brandt's bat), 2380 nucleotides long. It is a transcript of the gene LPL, whose product is annotated as lipoprotein lipase. Gene Ontology annotation, biological process: lipid metabolic process. Lineage: Eukaryota; Metazoa; Chordata; Mammalia; Chiroptera; Vespertilionidae. The transcript has 10 exons. The record is from RefSeq and is a predicted model, not a curated record. The coding region runs from base 286 to 1716 and encodes 476 amino acids. Gene Ontology annotation, molecular function: apolipoprotein binding; lipoprotein lipase activity.